UACUUGUUUAUACACUAAAAGUCUCUGAAAAUCAUGGUGAAAACCUCCGUUCAUGGAUAUUACUGGUUGACUCGGUAGACUCGGCAGCUCUUUUGAGUCCCGGACUUGACUCAGGCCGAAUCUUCCGAGUCUAAACGAGUUUGCACCGGGUCUACCGUCCCCGGGAAAUGGGGGACGGUCGCGGAGCUGAAGCAGAAGUUCCGUGAUGACUCAGCUGAGUCUUUGAACCGUGCGUCUUACCGAGGAUAUCUGCAUAGUCCUUGUGCAUUCAUUGUGUGUUUCGUAUCAGUGGCAUUUUCGGUAUCAGCUUUCCUAUUGAAAUUGCUCAUUCACCUCAACAUUGUGCUUUGAACAUGGCCGCAACCUCCUCGUCUCUGGCAUGAGAUUUUGAGUCUUGCCUCAAUAGUUGGGGAAGUUUAUUGUUUGUCGAAAACGAAUUUGUUUCCCUUUAUAAUAUAUUUACUAAGUUUCCGCACUUGUUUAAUGAUAAAAUCAGAAUUUUACUCGUCUUGUUGCAUUAUCUUAAAUGGAAAUGGGUUGAAAAUUUUCUAGAUUCGUCAAGAAGAAUAAUGGACAAUGUUGGAUUUGAAUUUGCAUUAGGCAUUGACUGGUAAAUUUUAGAAUUUAGCUGGAUAAUCUUGAGUGGAAGAAGGGACCAAUAUACUAGACCUUAAAAUGGCUUGUGCAAUCAUUUUAAUUCGUGCUGUUCCUUGAAAACCAACAAUUUUUUUUAAUAUGUAAAUCAAGCAGAUGAAGAAGGUUCAAUCACAGAGUGGUUGCUUAAGAUUGUUAUGUAGCAUUGACGGGUGGCCUUACAUAUUUGAGUGGUCUUGAGGUCUGUAUUUUGAUAAUGCGUGGGGGUAACCUCUUUUUUGCUUUUCUUCCCCCCAUCUUUAAAGGUGGUAUAGCUAGUUCAUUUAGGUCUCUAGGAGGUGCUAUCAUUGCAAUGCUCUAUUUAUCUUAGUUCUCAAGCAUAUAAUUCAAACUAAUGCUGUGUUACUGUAAAGUAGACUUGCCAUGCUUGUGAUGUUACUCUUGAAUUUUGAUCUUCCUUGAUCAUUCUAGUUCACCUAGCUACAAUUUGAUAACAGAGCUGUUCAAAUCACAUUGCUUUUCUCUUCUCAUGCUUGCAUGUGCUGACCAAACUCUGAUCUUCUCAUGCUCGCAUGUACUGACCAAAUAGCAUUACAGAAUCUAAAUGGGAAGAGAUUGACUCCAUAUAAGUUCUCCCUUGUUACAAGCUUCUAUAUCCAGCUUUCCUCACAAUUUUCUUUCUCCCAGUGCUCUGAUUGAGGAGGUGUCUCAAACCAGCAUUCUUUCAUGGAUAGGAAACGGAAAUUGCAAGCAGAAGAAUUAGGCACGCCUCCACCAAAGCUUAAAUGGCCAAGUCAAGGCUUUGCUCUAGAGUAUAUUUUUCCCGCUAAUGCUGAGUCAGAUGUAAUAGAUAAAGGGGAGUUAAGUGGAAUAUCAACAGCUGAGGAGUCAGAACAAGAGUCUGCCAAAGAUAGCAACAGUGUUUCUGCUGAUGCUGACUCGAGCAUUUCUGUGUCUAGCGAAGCUGAAGUAGGAGCUGGUCAUGGAUAUUUCAAAGAAUAUUCAUCUGACAUGCCUGUCAAUUCUUCUGUUGACUGGGGAGGCGAUUGUUCCAAGCAUGCCUUAAAUUCUUCUGAGAGCAGUUUCAUAACGGAAUCAAGUUCCCAUAUUCUGGAAUCACCAUCUAUUGGCAACAAGCAUGAUUUUCCCCAUCAUGAUAUCGGCCUGAAGUCAUCCCUGAAUUAUGAGGAGCACCUCCUGGAAUUUGGAAGUCAUGGCGAUUGCAGUUGUCCAGAAUGCAGAGCUGGCUUUGAAGAAUACACAGACAAGGAACUUGAAGAAAUGCUUUAUUCUAAUGGGGUGAAUCCCAAUAAUUAUGUUCUUUCUUCUGGAAGAUGGACUCUCAACCAAGAUACUCAGCAAAGCACCAAGAAGUUAACCAUUGAUAAAGAGUUCGAGCAGUACUUUUCCAUGCUUAUGCUGUGACCCAGUUCUUUUGAACACGAGCAUUUUAUGUACAUUAUUUAAUAAUUGAUGUUGUAUGCAUUUACUAACUAGACGAAUGAAGCUUCUCAUUUUAAUCCUUUCUUUUGUCAAUUUUUUUGUCAUUUCAGCUUUUUCUUAGAUUGAUUGAUCAUGUUAACCUUUAUUUCGUGUAUUUGUAGUUUUGUUAUGCCAACAUAAGGCAAGAAAUGAAAAUCUUGUCAUACAAAGUUUUCAGGCUUUCAGCUAAGAUACGCCACUCCAAGUCUUCAGAAAAGUUUCCUGACUGCUGGGCUUUUGGGUAUGCUUAACAUUUUGGGCUUUUUUCUUUUUGUUUCUCUGUUCUCCUUAAAUCUUGUGAAUAAAUUUCAAAUUCUUGUCAUUCAUCAUGCUCUUUGAACCAGUCUUGUACUUGAUUGUUUAUGUUGUGGUGCUUCAUUUGAUGCUUUAUUGAUUUUCUCAGAUCCAUAUGGCCUUUUUUCUAGUUGAAUUGAAACUAAUGCAGAUGAGACAAAAUUGGGGUCGACAACUUUUGAUUCAAUUGCAAGUUUUUAGUUACUUACUGGUGCAUUGGCUGUGAAUUGCAGAUAUUGCUUAAAAACAUUGUGUUUUUUUUUCCAACUAUGAAUUUAGCUUUCUCAGAGACUGAAUAUUCUUCUGAACCAGCUAUGUGAUAGAAGAAGAAUGAACAGAAACUAAUGGCAGGUUGAGAGAUAGGGAUUGAUACCAAGUGUGAAUGAUUGGAAAUUCAAAGUAAGAGGCUGUGGGUUGGCUGUAACUGUUUUAGUUAGUUGGUAAUGACUUCAUCAUUUUUUGUCUUUUUGCAGACAGCUAUUACACUUUCUGGACAACUUUUUAUAGCUCAAGUGAGUGAAAUUCCAUCUUGGGGCCUUUUUCUUUUUGUAGAUUUGGAUCGAUAUUGUUUGAUUAAAGCCUGGAAUGUCAUGUUUGCUUUGCUAAGCAUGCUACGUGCAUAACUUAUUCAAUGUUGGGCUUAAAGACUUGGUUGUUAAUAGUUUUAGUAGUUAAAUUUCAAACCACGUGUUCUGUGUAAAGUAAUGUUGAUUAACAAACUUGAUGUUGAUUAACAAACUAAUGUUGACUAUGAAAAUCAGGGAAUAGUGAACUUGAUGAAUCUGCUUUGAAGCCUGGUGUUCUUGGUAAUGUUGAGAUUAGGAAAACUUUAUGACCACCAAUGUUGGACCAAUUUUGGGAUUUAAAAAAAAAAGAAAAA
Molecule: messenger RNA, 3250 nt
Organism: Coffea eugenioides
Lineage: Eukaryota; Viridiplantae; Streptophyta; Magnoliopsida; Gentianales; Rubiaceae
Product: protein FAR-RED ELONGATED HYPOCOTYL 1-like
Exons: 4
Coding region: 1321-2019 (232 amino acids)
Biological process (GO): response to red or far red light
Source: RefSeq, a predicted model, not a curated record